GAUUUACAUUUACUAGGUUAGGGCCCCAAACACGUUUGUUAUACAUUGAUAUUUGCAUAUAAGCUAACAGUUUCAUGACAUGUGUAGAGCUUUACAUUAAAUAGGGUCAGCUUGUAGACUAUAGUCCUACUGCAAGGAAACAUCAGCUGCUCAUGCACUAAUUAGUAUCAGUUUCAUAUAUGGGCAAGUAAACAUGGGAACCUUUGACGUGACACUUUCUAAAAACAGCCCUGACACUCGCUCGAGCUGCCAGAUUGGGGGCCACGUGAAACUCUGUAUGAGGAACAGCUUGAACCAGUGCUAUUACUGUGGCCCUUCUUUCAACUUCACUCCGAACUAAACGGCUUGGGAUGUUAUGAAGCAGGAUUAACCAUUGCCUAUUAUUAAUUUGACACUAUUUUAAUGUCUUAUCGGAGUGGGUGCAUCAGAAGAGAAACGUCAUAGAUAAUUUGGAGAAGCAGCUGAUUUGUUCCAUCUGCCUGGAAACAUUUACCAAAACAGUGGUCAUUUUACCGUGGCAACACAACCUCUGUACAAAGUGUGCCAAUGAUAUCUUUAAGAGGGGGGUCAGUGACCUCCGGUGGCCGUUUCCGGUGCCCGUCCUGCAGGCACGAGGUGGUCCUGGACCACUACGGGGUCUACGGGCUCCAGAGGAACCUGCUGGUGGACAACAUCAUCGACAUGUUCAAACAGGAGUCCACCAGCAGCCCUAGGUCAGCGGCCCCAGAGAGGACGGAGGAGCAGGCCAUGUGCCAAGAGCACGAGGAGGAGGAGGUCAACAUCUACUGUGUGACCCACAGCGUGCCCACCUGCUCCAUGUGCAAGGUGUUUGGAGCCCACCAGGACUGUGAGGUGGCGCCGCUCAAAAGCAUGUACCAGACACAGAAGACCGAGUUGACUGACGGGAUAGCGAUGAUGGUGGGGAACAACGACAGGAUCCAGGGCAUCAUCAGUCAGUUAAAGGAGACCUGCCAGACCAUAGAGGUGACUGGCCCAGUGUGGCAGCACCUGUCUUUCUGUCUCUGUCUGAUUGCCAUGUAG
Molecule: messenger RNA, 1041 nt
Organism: Salmo salar (Atlantic salmon)
Lineage: Eukaryota; Metazoa; Chordata; Actinopteri; Salmoniformes; Salmonidae
Source: RefSeq, a predicted model, not a curated record